Molecule: messenger RNA, 4729 nt
Organism: Mesocricetus auratus (golden hamster)
Lineage: Eukaryota; Metazoa; Chordata; Mammalia; Rodentia; Cricetidae
Gene: Prkci
Product: protein kinase C iota
Exons: 18
Coding region: 184-1974 (596 amino acids)
Biological process (GO): protein phosphorylation
Molecular function (GO): ATP binding; protein binding; diacylglycerol-dependent serine/threonine kinase activity
Source: RefSeq, a predicted model, not a curated record
GAGCGUCGGGGUUCGGGCUGUGGCGGCGAGGCGACCCUUCGCUCAUCGCCGCGGGCAAGGCGGGCAGGUCGGCGAGGCGGGCGGCCACGGCUUCCCGACACACUCGGGCGGCCGAGUCCCUCGCGUCGCCCGGCACUGCCCCGGCCCCCUCGGCCUCCGGCGGCGAGGCGGGGGAGUGAGGCGAUGCCGACCCAGAGGGACAGCAGCACUAUGUCCCACACGGUCGCGGGCGGCGGCGGCGGGGACCAUUCCCACCAGGUCCGGGUGAAAGCCUACUACCGCGGGGACAUUAUGAUAACACACUUUGAGCCUUCCAUCUCCUUUGAGGGACUUUGCAGUGAGGUUCGAGACAUGUGCUCUUUCGACAAUGAGCAGCCAUUCACAAUGAAAUGGAUAGAUGAGGAAGGAGAUCCGUGUACAGUAUCUUCUCAAUUAGAACUAGAAGAAGCUUUCAGGCUUUAUGAGCUGAACAAGGAUUCUGAACUCUUGAUCCAUGUAUUUCCUUGUGUACCAGAACGUCCUGGAAUGCCUUGCCCAGGAGAAGACAAGUCCAUUUACCGCAGAGGAGCACGCCGGUGGAGAAAGCUUUACUGUGCAAAUGGCCACACUUUUCAAGCCAAACGUUUCAACAGGCGUGCUCACUGUGCUAUCUGCACAGACAGAAUCUGGGGACUUGGACGACAAGGAUAUAAGUGCAUCAAUUGCAAACUGUUGGUUCAUAAGAAGUGUCACAAGCUUGUCACGGUUGAGUGUGGGCGGCAUUCUUUGCCACCGGAACCGCUGAUGCCAAUGGACCAGUCAUCCUUGCAUCCAGACCAUGCACAGACAGUAAUUCCAUAUAACCCUUCAAGUCAUGAAAGUUUGGACCAAGUUGGUGAAGAAAAGGAGGCGAUGAACACCAGGGAAAGUGGUAAAGCAUCAUCAAGUUUAGGUCUCCAGGAUUUUGAUUUGCUUCGAGUUAUAGGAAGAGGAAGUUAUGCCAAAGUACUGUUGGUUCGAUUAAAAAAGACAGACCGCAUUUAUGCAAUGAAAGUUGUGAAAAAGGAGCUCGUCAAUGAUGAUGAGGAUAUUGACUGGGUACAGACAGAGAAGCACGUUUUUGAGCAGGCAUCCAAUCACCCUUUUCUUGUUGGGCUGCAUUCUUGCUUCCAGACAGAAAGCAGGCUGUUUUUUGUCAUAGAGUAUGUAAAUGGAGGGGAUCUAAUGUUUCAUAUGCAGCGACAAAGAAAGCUUCCUGAAGAACAUGCCAGGUUUUACUCAGCAGAAAUCAGUCUAGCACUAAAUUAUCUUCAUGAGCGAGGGAUAAUUUAUAGAGAUUUGAAGUUGGACAAUGUACUGUUGGACUCUGAAGGACACAUUAAACUCACUGACUAUGGCAUGUGUAAGGAAGGAUUACGACCUGGAGAUACAACCAGCACUUUCUGUGGAACUCCCAAUUACAUUGCUCCUGAGAUUUUAAGAGGAGAAGAUUAUGGCUUCAGUGUUGACUGGUGGGCUCUUGGAGUGCUCAUGUUUGAGAUGAUGGCGGGAAGGUCUCCAUUUGAUAUUGUUGGGAGCUCCGAUAAUCCUGAUCAAAAUACAGAGGAUUAUCUAUUCCAAGUUAUUUUGGAAAAGCAAAUUCGCAUACCACGUUCUCUGUCUGUAAAAGCAGCAAGUGUGCUGAAGAGUUUUCUCAACAAGGACCCAAAGGAACGAUUGGGUUGUCACCCUCAAACUGGAUUUGCUGACAUCCAAGGACACCCAUUCUUCAGAAAUGUGGACUGGGACAUGAUGGAGCAAAAGCAGGUGGUGCCGCCCUUUAAACCAAACAUUUCCGGAGAGUUUGGUUUGGAUAACUUUGAUUCCCAAUUUACUAACGAACCAGUCCAGCUCACUCCAGAUGAUGAUGACAUCGUGAGGAAGAUUGACCAGUCUGAAUUUGAAGGUUUUGAGUAUAUCAACCCUCUUUUGAUGUCUGCAGAAGAAUGUGUCUGAUCCUCACUUUCAGCUGUGCUUUGCUUACUGCCAUUUAGUGCAUGAAUAACCUGUCAGCCUGGUCAAGUUAACAUUUGAUGUCGUCACCUACAGAAACCGUCGGCAUCCUGUUAUAGAUGAUAGGAGUCAUAUAGCUAAGUAGAGCUAAGAUAAAGAAAUUAAAACUAGCUUCCUGACAAUCAUGUCAAACUUCAGUUAUGCCUGCUCUCCAGAGGCCUAGUAACAAGUAAGGAAGGUGUCUUUUGUUUAAAGGAAAUGCCACAGCUUCUCAGACUGAGCCUCUGUUGCCUUGUGACACGCAGUGGGAUUACAUCAUCUGUCUCCCACAGUUGUUGUCAUUUUGUGUUAAGUCAGUUGAAGGCUUAAUCAUGUAGUGGAAGGUAAUUCACAAUAUAUCUUGUAUUACUAGUUUCAGAGUUCAAGUAUCCUAUAAAUUUUCAGUUAUCAAAUUGAUAUAGUUGACUCCUUUUAUUAAGAAUUGGAGUCUAAAUAAGUAGCUGUGUUUGAAAAACUGGCACAAUGAUUUGUUUUUAUUUUAUUUUUUUUUAUUUUUUUAGAAUAAGGGGUUAGCAUCUGAGCUUACCUUUUCAGUGAAAACCAGCAUGCUAAUACAUGUAGUUCAAAGACCCACAUGAAUGGACAGUUUCUCAGUUCAUAUAAAGGGAAAAGUAGAAGUUUAAAGUAGCGGCAGAAAGAACAAUGGUCAUGUUCUAUUUCUUACUGGGAAUGAACCCUACAGUUGAUUCUUGAGAUUUGGUUUAAAUAGUGAGGAGGCACUCACUCCUUACUGAACUUAAAGCAUUCCAUUCAUGGAGGGGAAGCAGAAUGUACAUAUAUAUAUUUUAUUAUUUAGUAUAUGGAAAAAUAAUUUAUCUUCUAAGUAGAAUAACUACUUUUGAUUCCUUCCCCCAAAGUGCAUUUUUUGUAUUUUUGAGACCUGUUUAAUGCAGUCUUCAGUGAAAUUCAAGAAUAGCAAACGCACUUGAGUAACUAUAUAACACAUGUGUUCACAUCUCAGUUCUAGCUCCUACUGAGUGUUCACGUCUUAGGUAACAAAUGAAAUACAUAAGAGGAUGCAUUUCAGGGCAGAGUUCUUCAGUUUCCGCAAUAUUCUUAUUAGUAUUAGUAUUUAGCAACAUUUUAUUUAAAGAAGUACCGUUUUAGCAUCAUUUUGCUGUUUAUUUUAAAUAUUUUUAUAUAAAGAACUUUAAAUAAACAUCUAAAUAAACUAUAGUUGUCAAAUCAGUAAAAUGUAAUUUUAGGGAUGCUAUCUAGUGUUGAGCUUAUAAUGAUUUAAAACAUGUAGACAUUUAAAAAUUGUCUUUUGGGGGAUGCUACAUUUCAUUAGAAGUGUAAGUUUUCCCAAGUUUGUGUCAUAUAUUUUCUUUUCUUCAAAUAACUUUAGGCUGGGAGCAAUAAAAACCUCCAUUGAUUAAAGCCAAAUAAGGGACCAGUCAGAUGGCUCAGCAGGUAAAGGCCCUUGCUGCCAAGCCUGGUGCCCUGGGCUUGAUGCUGAGACCCACAUGGAGGAAGGGAAGAACCAGCUCCCACAAUAGGACACCAUGGCACAUGCGCACCCUCCCCUGCAAUAAAUAAAUGCGCAGUGGUGCAGCCAAACAAAUGCAGUAAAUGAGCAUCAGAAAGCAAUUGUUUAUAUACGUUUUCAUGUUUGAGGAAUAUGUUUCCUCAAAUAAUUAGAACUUUUUUUAAAAUCAAAAGGCAGCGUUCGCAUCAUACACUUGUAGAGAAUUCUGAAGUGUCAGGAUGUUUAUGACCUUUUAAGUGGUGCUGUUUACCUCGGGGCAUUUUGGAAUAUAGAAUCAUCACUGAGUUUGUUAAAAAAAAAAAAUGCACGUCAUUGGGCUACCUUAGGGCUCUUUGGGAACUUUGUAUUUCAUUUUGAGAAACAUUUCUUUAAGUUAUUCUUUUUGUGUGUGAGACCAUAUUUCUUAUUGGAGGGUGAGUCUGCUUUUUGUAAUGAAACAGUUUAAGAAGGGGUUCUUAGUGAAUUAUCAUGCACAUUUGCCAACAAAUUUAAAUGAAUGAAUUCAAAUAACAUAUCUUCGAUACCUGCACCCCCAAUAAAACCUGUUUUCUGCCAAUACUGUUCAAAGGAUGAGCAGUUUUCUAUGAGGAGGUUUUAGCCAUUAUUAAUGGUGGUCUUUGUUUUUAAAUCUUUUUAAACAAGAUUUACUGUGUGUCUUUUAUUCAGAAUUAUUGUAAACGUUUUUAAUUGAGUUCUAGUUUUCAGUCCUUAAGUGCCAUGCCAAUUCUUUGUAUGUUAUGUAAAAAUUCUCUCAAAAUACUCAUCUGGGGCUGGGCAGUGGUGGUGCACUCCUUUAAUCCCAGCACUCAGGUGGCAGAGGCAGAUGGAUCUCUGUGAGUUUGAGGACAGCCUGGUCUACAGAGGGAGUUCUGGGACAGCCAGAGGUGUCACACAGAGAAACCCUGUCUUGAAAAGCCAAAAAGAAAAAGAAAACAAACAACUUUUCAGGGGAAUAAUAGUGUGGAUGGGUGGAGUGACUGACAUUUGGUGUCUUGGAAAUCAUUUAUUUUGCAUAAGCUGUGGUCAAAUUGUUUUAUCACAUGCAGCUGGGCUGGAUGUCUAGUUCCAUGUGUCCUCAGUGCCGGUACAUUUAGUUUAGAAAUUUGUUUUGAUUUUUGUCAUGUAGAAUACUUCCUUGUUCACCAUAAUGUAAUCUGUAUUUGUAUAAUUUUUUACAUUAAAAUCUUUAAAUAAAAUGUUUAAUACCUA